AUGUCAUUUCAGCCAAAUACAAAAGUUGAUAUUUUGUACGAAGGUACAACAGUUGCAUUUGCGCAUGUUGUUGAUAACGAAUAUUUCCACACUAAGAAAAUUAACGUGAAGUCUGAACUUCAAUGUUCCCUUAUCAGAUUAUUAGAUAAUAUCCCCAAUAAAAUCCCAUUAUAUUUAGCAGACCCUGUUGAGCAUUAUACUUUACUUAACGAACUUCCAAAGGGAACCCUUUUUAUAUGGAAUAAGAAAAAUGUUCUCAUUUCUACUGCCAAUUCCGUGUAUUCAUCUGAAGAUCAUACCCCACUUGAAGCAGUUAACAAUGGUUCAAACGAUAUAUCCCUAGCAGGCACAGAUGACGAUGAUGAUGGUGCUGAACAAUCUAACCAUUUCAACUAUACGCUGCUUCAUAAUCAGGAAAAAGAUAAUUUAAAUUUGAGCCUAAUUUGGUCAAAGAGAAAGAAUAAAAAUCCUCAUCUAAUGUUCUUCUCUCAACUUGAUGAUCUAACAAAAGUUUGUCAGUUUUAUAAUCCAAUAUCUCAUACAAUUUGUAACUAUGAAGUAGUCUUCCGUGACAUGACCGAACAAAGAAAAUUGGCUGCUAGAAAGUGUCAGAGUCACAUAAAUAAGUACCAUGACCUUCAAUUGGACCCUAAUUCCGCUGAAAAAGUCUUAAAACACAUCUGCCCCGCAAGAAAGGACUAUGAUACAUUGAAAUGUAUAGUUUCAGAGCAAGAAAAAGAUUCAAAAGAUGUUGCUACAUUAGAUGAGUAUUCUCCUAAAGUAAAACUAAGAAAAAUAUCAACAACUCCUCAACCGCCAAACCUAGAAACAGCUUCAUCGACUCAAGCUUCAGAAUGUUUUACCGAGUUCAUUUCCAUGCUACUUGCUAGUGGAGCUAGUCCUUUGUCUUUGCUAGAAAGUGAACAUUUCAAAGAGUGGUGUCAGGAAUUCAUGCCUGAUGUUUAUUCAGACUCUUGGAGCAAAGAAAGAGCUGACACAUUAGUGAAGUCACAGUCUGAAUCGAUAAUAUGCCACAUAAAAGACCUAUUUACGUCGCAUGCCGGUGACUUACAGUCAACACCCUUAUCAUUCCAAUCCUUUGAAGGUACUGGUCUAGAGGGGCAGAUUAAGGCUUCUUUAAAAAAGCUUAAUAAAGCAUACUUGCCGUGGACUUCAAUUGAAGUUUCUGGACUAUCCGAGAAUGAAGAAAGUGAGCCUCUUUCUGUUACAAUAAGUCUUCUAACCAAAGAUUUCAAAAAAGCAACAUUUCCUGUAUUUAUAGACCACAUUGGUCCAAAACAUGACGAAAAAAUAUGUUCUUCUAUAAAUGAAAUAUCUACAGAUUUAUCAAUGGAUAGAUUUGUCACAUCUUUGUGCACUAAUGAUGUGUACAACGUCGCUAACCUAGGUAAUGCACUACAAAAUGAAGGUUUCCUUAACAAUUUUAAGGCUUACUCAGGAUGUGUAGUUAAGCAAGUGGAAAUAUUAGUAAAAAGCAUAAUUACUGAUAUCACUGAUGUACUAAGAAAGGCUGGCAAAGAAGACCUUUUAACCCCAAAAGAUUAUGAUGAGGCUCUGACAGGUAACCACUCAGGAUUGCAGUUAUCCGACUGUCCUGCCAUUGUCUCAAAAUUACUUGAGUUGCAGAGAAAGCUAAAAUUUGAAAAAAAUAUCCGGUCCAUGUUUACAAACUGCGUGCCUACUUUGCCAGCAGACGGCUCAGAUAUGAACUUGUCUGUUCUUUUUCACAAUCUGAAACACUUUCUUGAGAAUUCUAAAGGAUAUUUGUCUUUUUCGAUGCAACUCAAAAGCACAUCUGAUGAUUACAGCUUUGACUACUCUAGUACCGAUCUGGAAAUAGCACGCCUGUUGUAUGAGACUUUGAUUCCCUUAAAUGCAAUUAUGUUACUGACAAAAGAAAAGAAUGCUCUGAGUAGUAGUUAUGUACCCCUUCUCCUUUGGGUCAGGGAGGUAGCUAAGGCCUGCACUGGCAGUCUCACGAGAUGGUUGAAAAAAAUGGUAUCUUUUCCAAAAUUCAAUGAGAACUUUGAUCUUCUUUAUUCCGAAUUCUUGGCUAAUGAUUAUAUCUAUCAUGCUAUUGGGCUUUUCCAUUCGGAUGUCAAGCAUGUUGUCCAUGAAGGAAAAUGGUUUUCGUUGGACUUUUAUGCUCUCCUUUCCGAUAUAGCUUAUAAAAUUUUGCAUUUCGAUUUCCAACAGAGGGAAAUCAAUAAUCAAUCCUCCGUCAGUACUAUGUUUGACUUUGAAAAUAGGAAUCGCAAGAAUUCACCUAAACAAACUGAAAUAUUCCCAGUGGAUAUGGAAUGGUCACGGAGCGAGGACAGCUUGAGUGGACAAUGUAAGGAAGUAUUAUACAAUAUGGUUAAAGAAGAAGUUAAGAAUUUCAAUGUAUGGCGUUCACAAAACUAUAUCAAGUCAUUACAGGAAACUAUCAAAGAAAUGGGGAUAAAGUUGAGUAGCGAUGAAUUUAAAACUUUAUUAUCUGAUGAUUUUGAUAGUUUUGGAAACUUUAGGGGAGAAUCGAUUGUUCUGAAGGAGAAUAGAUUUAUUAUAAGAACAAAAUGCUCUUUAAGACUGCUUGAGAGGUAUUUAGAGAUUGCUAGGAAUGAUACUCAAGCUUCUAACCAGCAUUCAAGGUUAGUUUUACCUAUUGUAAUUCGUUAUUUAUUGAGUUUUAGUGUCACAACUGGAAAUUUGGGUAGAAUGGGCAAUCAAAUGAAAGACCAAUUUAACGAGACAUUUGACGAGCAUGACUAUCCAUUAAAUAUUGGUCGCAAUAGAUUAAGUGAAAGGCUUAUAGCGCAAACAAUAAAAUCAUUGAACAUUUCUACUUCAAUGAAUGAACUAGAUAAUGUCGGUUUACAAGGACUACUUGAGAGGCAAUAA
Messenger RNA from Kazachstania africana CBS 2517, 2904 nucleotides. RefSeq lists its product as uncharacterized. Bases 1 to 2904 code for a protein of 967 amino acids. NCBI's taxonomy places the organism in Eukaryota, Fungi, Ascomycota, Saccharomycetes, Saccharomycetales, Saccharomycetaceae. Gene Ontology annotation, biological process: cellular respiration. The transcript has a single exon. The record is from RefSeq and is a predicted model, not a curated record. Gene Ontology annotation, cellular component: mitochondrion; nucleus.